This is a messenger RNA of Desarmillaria tabescens, 1284 nucleotides long. Its product is annotated as voltage-dependent anion channel-domain-containing protein. NCBI's taxonomy places the organism in Eukaryota, Fungi, Basidiomycota, Agaricomycetes, Agaricales, Physalacriaceae. The record is from RefSeq and is a predicted model, not a curated record. Gene Ontology annotation, molecular function: malate transmembrane transporter activity. Gene Ontology annotation, biological process: malate transmembrane transport. The transcript has 12 exons. The coding region runs from base 1 to 1284 and encodes 427 amino acids. Gene Ontology annotation, cellular component: membrane.
AUGCCGAAUUCCUCUCUAUCUGAGAUGGGUGACAGCGGUGCAGAAAGCGCGCCUCAACCUACUGUGAGCGCCUUCGCUCGUUAUAUUCAUGGCUGGACCUGGCAAGCAUUCCCCAUUGGAAUGGGCACAGGUGCCGUCUAUGUCACGCUUUCUGGUCUAGAAGAUCGUUUCAAUGCCUUGACAACAAUUGAGACGGGGUUCUACUUCAUAAAUAUGGCUCUUUUUGUCGUCAAUACUGGUACUCUUUUACUGCAAACUAUCCUGUAUCCUCGACAAGCCUGGCGCCUAGUACAGGACCCUGUCAAAGGCAUUUUUGUUCCAUUAAUUGUACUCUCCUUUGCUACCAUCAUCAUUGGAACCGUCAAUUACGCCUUUCCCUCGGGACAUGCGAGUGCAGGAUUCAUAUACGCACUAUUCUGGGUUUAUGUUGUCUUCGCCGUUUUGACUUGCUUCCCGAUGAUCAUGAUAUGGUUCAACAAGCCACACGAUCUGAUGCAUUUCACUCCUGCAUACGCUUUCCUGAUCUUUCCUAUGAUGCUGGUCGGCGUUGUCUCGUUCAAUGUUUUGAGGGUAAUAGAUGCAUCCGACCCAAAAGCGUUAGGCGUACUUCUCGUCGGUUAUUUCUUCCAAGGUCUAGGGUCUUUCAUGACCUUCUUCUACCUCUGCAUCUACGUUAUUCGCGUCAUGACUACAGGUUUCCUAGAAGGACACCAAGCAAACGGAGCCUUUGUCGCCUGUGGUCCCCCUGGAUUUACGGCUCUCGCCCUGAUAAAAUUGGCAGAGCAUGCAAGGGACAUACUCCCCUCGCGUGGUUAUGUCACUGAAAAUGCGGGUGAAAUCUGGUAUGGCAGCAGUGUCCUUACUGGUCUUUUGCUCUAUGGUCUCGCCGUCUUUUUCUUCAUCUUCGGCGUCCUACCGUACUGGUCCAAGCUUCACAAGAAUCUUAAUGAAAUUCUAGGAUGCUGGGCUUUGACAUUCCCUAACGUUGGCUGGAUCUCGGUGACCCGCACCUUGGGAGAUAUCUUUGGCAUCGAGUUUCUCUAUAUCAUCCACUUGUGUCUGACCAUCGUCAUGGUCUUGACCUGGAUUAUUUUAUUCGUGCUCACUAUUGUUGCAUUUUGGAAAGGUCUCAUCUUCAAAUCAAAGGAGGAGGACGUCCUCAAGGACAUUCUUCCUGCUUACAACGAGCAUGAAGACACGGGAAUUCAUGCUGUGACUGAUGGGGAGCAGGAUACCGCUAGGCCCAUGGUUCAGGUGUCGGAAUUCAGACCCGAACAGCCAUGA